GGGGGCGAGAUCACUAUCUACAAUUACCGAAUGAGUGUGGAUGCUGGCUGAAUUUAUUGCUUCUGAUACACUUACUCUCUGGGUGAUUGACUGCCUACAGAAUAGACUGUGGAAGGACCAACAGCCAGUCUUGCCUCCUUAUGCCGGGUAUGGCUCGCUUAAAUGAAUCGUCAGCUCCAACAGAGCAUGUCGAGGCCCUAAAACGACGGUUUGUGCGACAGAAUCGUGAGAUCGCUCGAGUAAACUCGAUACAGUCCCUCCGCAUUCGCAGCCUCGAAUCCGAAGUCUCUCAUCUCCUCUCAGAAAAUGUCUCGCUUCGGGAGCAAGUAAUAAGUCUUAGUCAGGAGGUAGAGAGAUAUGAGGCUGUCCGGCUACUCCAACAUGGUGUUUACGACAUCAAGACCAGACUAGACAGCAAGUUGGCGGAGCUGAACAACCUGGUGGCUGACCUAGGCGCACUUCCGCGCACAUUCUACAGCAAAUGUGCAGAGAAUUCUCAAGAUCCAAAUCAACUCCGGGCACUGUCGGAUUGGAAAGCGAAGACAACCAAUGAUGAGCUCAAUCACGGGAAAGACGAAGAGGGAAGGCUUCCUGUCAUCCUGGAAGACAAAUAUUACCCCAGAAAAACAUUAGAGCCACAAGAGCUACAAGAUUUCCGAUAUAAUACCGCCGAUAAUCUGCGAUCUCCCACCCCGGAAGAGCCUGUAGCCACGCGACCAGACACAGCGGACGACAGCUCCUUUACGAAUGAUUCUUCCGAUAUCAUAAAUGCGCAGCAGGCACCGACUUACAAUGAGCACAUGUCGGACGAAGACGAGGCAGUUUUGCCCCCUACACUUGAGACCAGGAAAAGAAAAAGGCCCAUUCCAGCAUCAAAGCAAAUGGAAAGCUCUCGCAUGGAUCACGGGGCGCCAUCGACACGGAACAACCCUGGGACUAACUUCAGCCCGGAAACCAAGCGCAAAUUUUCGGUGCAUCACGGAAAGAUAAUGGAAUCGUUAUCGAAUCACCCCGACGUUCCACGGACAAGCAUGCAGUCACCAUCACCGGUGAGAAAGAACGAGCAGUCGCUGUCGUCAGAGGCUGAUGAUAGUCCAUCGGGAGGGAAGGCCUCGCUUUUGACAGAACAGGCAAUGAGUCACAGGUCGGCAAAACGGAAAGCAUUGGAGCAUAGAAGCACAAAUAUGAACAUGACCAGCCCAACGAAAGCACGUACUACAAUGGUGCAAGAGAAGCCCCAGAAAGACACAAUGCCCUCCAUCGACGAAAAGGAUGUUCAAGUGGAGUUGUCCCCAGCGCUACUCGAGAAAGGCACAGAUCUCGAGCAGUCGAGGCAAGAGACGCCUCUACAGUAUCGGAUCCAUCAAUCCACAGAUGAACAGAAGCAUGACGAAAACACCAUGGUUGAAACCCAGUCAAAUACGCGGCGCUCCACGCUACCAGAAAUUGAGAGCGCACCGAGGAAUUUGCCUGACGUGUCUGGCCCAACGAGGCCUGCCAGGCGCCAGAGAGCCAUUGUGAGCUAUGCGGAGCCGAAUCUACGAGACAAGAUGCGGAGACCUACGAAGGAAUUGAUAGCAGCAGUUGGCGAUCAGCCAAGACGAAGCUCUAGCUCCCUCAAUGUACGGCUGGACUCGAACGAGGAUGAGGACCUGCGUAAGAAUGGGCGAUCGAAUGGACGGAGACCGCGAAACUCGGACCCCUCAGGCAAAGAACCCAAAUUACCGACGACGGAGGCAGCAGCAGCAGCAGCAGAUUUAUCUACCCAGCAAAUGAACUUAGUGUCUCAGAGGAAACGGAAGGCUUCUCCGGCAAACAAGUGCAAUAUGGCACCUGAAGGCAUUGCCGAGGGGUCUACAGAGGCAUGCCCUCAUGAAUGUGUGGCUGGGAGAAGUAAAAUUGACGAAAUGAUGGCUGCAGAUGACAAUUAUCAGAUGCAGCCGUCGCAGAUGACUGGUAAUGAAGUUACGAGGAGCGUUCCCCCUAUUGGGUGCAAGGCCAGACCUGCUACAGCUCGGAAGUCUAGACGGCAUUCUUCACAGCCCGAAUCAUCCAGAAAAGGUGAAUUCCAACCAGCAAGCAACGAUUAUAUGAGCAUAGAAAGCCAAGAUAACUCUCCAUCAGAGGCUCGUGCAGGGAAUUCCUACUCCACAAGAUCCCUUGAAGACUUCGUCAAGCUGAGCUCUCCUACACAGCAAUCAAAAGCGAGUACUAGAGCAGACUUGUCUACUUCGAGGGUGGCUGAUUCGGGACGAACUAAGCGCGGGCAACGUGCCGCAGCCGCUAUAGCUAGAAGAAAAAGCAUGAUGUUGUGAAAUAUACUUCAUAGUUGUUGAUAAGCAGAGUCUACAAUCGGUCUCCCCCCCUCCAAUAAAAUCACAGCAUUAGCAGUGCUUUCUUGCUUUGAUUUGUCCCUUCAUUCAUUCACAUCUUCUUUUCGCUUUUAGGUUCGGCUCAAGUUCCAGCGAGUCUUCUGUAAUAAGUCUGAUGUCCUGCACUAUUUUCUUUAACCACCCGGUAAUAUUUACGUGUCAUAUAGAUAACACAGCAACACCGUCCACAAAUUUCAUCUUAAAU
Aspergillus welwitschiae is the source of this 2577-nucleotide messenger RNA. RefSeq names its product shugoshin family protein. The transcript has 4 exons. The coding region runs from base 141 to 2315 and encodes 724 amino acids. Gene Ontology annotation, biological process: meiotic chromosome segregation. NCBI's taxonomy places the organism in Eukaryota, Fungi, Ascomycota, Eurotiomycetes, Eurotiales, Aspergillaceae. Gene Ontology annotation, cellular component: nucleus; chromosome, centromeric region. The record is from RefSeq and is a predicted model, not a curated record.